Molecule: messenger RNA, 1610 nt
Organism: Tilletiaria anomala UBC 951
Lineage: Eukaryota; Fungi; Basidiomycota; Exobasidiomycetes; Georgefischeriales; Tilletiariaceae
Product: cysteine proteinase
Exons: 3
Coding region: 141-1487 (448 amino acids)
Biological process (GO): protein deubiquitination
Molecular function (GO): cysteine-type deubiquitinase activity
Source: RefSeq, a predicted model, not a curated record
UGGCCGUCCAAUGCUUGGCAGCAGCAUGGUGGCGAUAAUUCAUGCUGUAUGCUCUGAGGCCGACACCGAUGUGCGGCUCUGGCAAGCUGAGGACGACAGACAUACCCUGCAUCGUUGUCUGAGCGCUGGGAAUUGCGCCAAUGCCGGGCAGAAAGAAGAAAACGUCGCGACCGUCCGGGCCGGUGCAUAGCGACUCGCUUCGGGCAGACAUUGAGGCGCAACGUGUCGAUGCGCAACCGGGCGACGACGGGUUUGACAUCGCAGACGCUCUCCUAGCAAGUUUGGAUGCACGGGACGCUGCAUCUGCAGACAGGCAGAACAACGCUGAAGAAUCUGAGGCUGCGAGUACAGCUUCAGAUGGCAACCGACAAAGCGGGGACGCCUUAUCCGUUUCAGGAGGGCCAGCUUCGCAUGCUCAGGCGCAAGGACGUGCGAGCGGCACCUCCCUUUCUAUCCCAAGCCAAGAUACAGGCGGCUCCCUUUCUCCAUCUACUAAAUCUGAAGCCUCCAAGAACCCAGGUAAACGUAUUUCUCAAGACCUCAAGGCCGCGUCAGGUAGAUUUCUAGACGGAAUUCGGAGUCACAUCCAUGCUGGCACUUCAGCUCCUCACGGCAAUUAUGCUAACUCCCAAGGGUGCGAAGGGUUAUCGAGCGUUUUUCAUGCACGAAGGAAUAGUAAUGCACCUUCGCCAAAAUUCCAAGUUGGAGCGCUUCCGGUAGAUGAGAGCUCUAUAGCGAGUUCCGCUUCACCCUCGCUGCAGCAGUCAGGACUGGGGUCAACAGGCCGCAAGCCGAAUCGUGCUAAAGUGCGGCUGGAGCGCCGUGCUGCAGCUUCCGAAGCAGCACGUCAAGAAGCCGAAAUGGAGCUCAAAUCAAAUGGCGGGAAGCCUGACGAAGCGGCAAUCGAGCGGCGUGGAAUCGACGAGCUGUGCCGUGCCUUAGGAAGGGUAGUGCACGAAGUCGAGCCCGACGGUCAUUGUCUGUAUGCUGCUGUUGCAGACCAGCUGAACAUCCUGCGAGGCCUGGUAUCCAUCACCCACGGCGCACGCCACGCUACAGGCGGAGAUGCGGAAGCGCUCACGUACAAAGAUACAAGGAGAGCCGCCGCAAAGGAGAUGAGAGACAACCCUGAUGACUUUAUGCCUUUCAUCUCAGACUCGGAUGAGAAGAUGGCUGGGAUCUUCAAUUCUGACACAGGGAAAGCCGGCAAUGAUAGUAAAGAUGAGCAAGAUAGAAUUUACUUCUCUUAUUGCGACGCAGUGGAGAACACGGGCGUCUGGGGUGGCCAGCCAGAAAUUCUGGCGCUGUCACGCGCCUUCCGAACGCAGAUCAAGGUAGUACAAGUCGGGUAUCCAACGCUCAACGUUGGCGAGGGAGAGUAUGGCAGCUCAGCGGGAGUCACCGGUGAUUCAGCUGCGUAUAUCAGCUAUCAUCGCAGAAUGUAUGGGCUAGGAGAGCACUAUAACUCACUUCGAAAGAAAGCUUGAAGGCCACAGGUACCUGGGCGAUCGAUUGCAAAGAUGGAAUUUAUAUAGUGACACUUUCAGUGCCUAAUAGUGCUUGGAUAAAUUCGACUGGCCCAUUUCUAGUGCUUAGCUUCAAAAAUGUUC